AAAACCGAGAAGAAGAAGUGUUUCCCGGAAACAACAUGGUUGUUUUGGUAUCCGGUAGUACAGUAUUCAUCUGUCAAACGAUUAGGCAAAACUUUAACUAGACAGUUUUGGCAACUGGAUUAAGGACGCUCGUUAGUAUCAUCUUUAAUAUGUUUAGUCCGAGUCGAUGAAACGAACUGUGUUUCGAGUGAAAGUCAGACAUUUAGUAAAUUUGGCGGACCACGGUAGCUAGCUAGAUAACUAGCUAGUUAGCUAGUUAGCUUGCCACUCUGUCAACAACUCUGUGUUCAGCAUGGACUGCACGGCGCUGGAGCUCGACGCUGUCAAAUUUGCCAAAACAGCUGUCACCUACGACCAGAGCGGCAAAUAUAACGAGGCUGUGUUUUAUUAUAAGGAGGCAGCCCAGGCCCUGAUAUAUGCUGGCAUGGCAGGGUCUAAACUGGAGGGGAUCCAGGACAAAGUGAACGAGUACUUGGAUCGAGUCCAAGCCCUCCACAAUGCUGUCCAGGCCCAGAAGAGCGACCCGCUGAAGUCCCGGCAGCAUGUGGACCUGGAGCGAGCCCACUUCCUGGUCACCCAGGCUUUCGAGGAAGACGAGAAGGGAAAUGAUGAUGAAGCCAUAGAGCUGUACACCCAGGCUGUGGAGCUAUGCAUAACCACGUCCAACGAGACAUCGGACCCGGCGCUGCAGACCAAGCUGAAGCAGCUGGCGCGUCAAGCCUUAGACAGGGCGGAGGGUCUUAAAGAAUCUCAGUCCAAAUCAACUCCAACUCAGGACAAGCCGGGGCCUGCUGGAGCCAAGCCCAGCAGUGGGGCCGGUUCUGGGGGACCGGUCCGCCAGUUCUUCCCCCUCGGGCCAGACUUCAGCCUCAGCGACCGACAACAAGCCCUGCCGGUCCGGGCGGUGCAGUCCAGCGAGCCCCAGGGUCAGCGCUACACAUCGGAGGAGAUCGAGGUGCUCAGGAGUACAUCUACAAUCAAUGGGAUAGCCUAUGUGCCCUUCAUGAGUGUGGACCUGAGGGAAAGAUUUGCCUUUCCUGUCCCUUUCUCGGACAAAUCAGGGAAACUGGCGCUGUCGCCCAAACAGAAAGCCAUCUUCUCCCGCUGGGUCCGGCCAGACGAGAUCUGCAAUAACCCCACCAUGAUCAUGUCUGUGUCCAGCUUCAGCAUCAAACAGACGGUGGUGUCUGACUGUUCGUUCGUGGCGUCGCUAGCCAUCAGCGCGGCGUACGAGAGGCGCUACAACAAGAAACUCAUCACCAGCGUCAUCUUCCCCCAGAACAGACGAGGGGAACCGGAGUAUAACCCCUGUGGGAAGUACAUGGUCAAGCUUCACAUCAACGGAGUUCCCAGAAAGGUGAUUAUAGACGACUACCUGCCGGUGGAUCGUAACGGGGAGCUGCUGUGCUCCUACUCCAGCAACAGGAACGAGCUCUGGGUCUCCCUCAUAGAGAAGGCCUACAUGAAGGUGAUGGGAGGCUACGACUUCCCCGGCUCCAACUCGAACAUCGAUCUGCACGCGCUGACCGGCUGGAUCCCCGAACGCAUCGCCAUGCACUCAGACAAUCAGUCCUUCAGCAAGGACGACACUUUCCGAAUGCUGUACCAGAGGUUUCACAGGGGUGACGUCCUUGUCACCACGGCAACGGGGGUGAUGACAGAGGAAGAAGGGGAGAAAUGGGGUUUAGUGCCAACACAUGCCUACGCCGUUCUUGACAUCAGGGAUCACAAGGGAAUGCGUUUCCUGCAGCUGAAGAAUCCGUGGAGUCACCUGCGGUGGAAGGGUCGCUACAGCGAGCGCGACGAGAAGAACUGGACACCCGGACUCCUCAAGUACCUCAACUUUGACCCCAAAACAGCACAGAAGUUUGACAACGGUGUUUUCUGGAUCGCAUGGGAGGACCUUUGCCAGUACUAUGAUGUCAUCUACCUGAGCUGGAACCCCGCCCUGUUCAAAGAGUCCUCUUGUAUUCACAGCAGCUGGGAUGGGAAGCAGGGCCCAGUGAAGGACGUCUACAGUCUGGCCAACAAUCCCCAGUACAAGCUGGAGGUCCAGUGUCCGACGGGGGGGGCGGCUGUGUGGGUGCUGCUCACCAGACACAUCACUGACAAGGACGAUUUUGCACAAAAUAGGGAGUUUAUCACUCUUGUUGUUUACAAGACGGAUGGGAAGAAGGUUUACUACCCAGCCGACCCCCCUCCUUACAUCGACGGCAUCCGCAUCAACAGCCCGCACUACCUGACCAAGAUGAAGCUGACGAGCGCAGGAACACACACCUUCACACUGGUGGUCUCCCAGUACGAGAAACAGAACACCAUCAACUACACACUGCGGGUGUACUCUGGAUGCAAAUUCUCCUUCUUCAAGAUCCCAAAUCCCUUCACUCAAACCAAAAGGAUCAACGGCCAGUGGAAGGGGCCGAGCGCUGGAGGCUGUGGGAACUAUAAGGACUCCUACAAACACAACCCCAUCUAUCAGAUCAACCUGGAGCGGCCGGGACCGCUGCUCGUCGAGCUCCGAGGAUCCAGGCAGUACAGCGUUGGUUUUGAGAUGGUGACGGUGUCGACGGUGGGGGAUCCUGGCCCGGCUGCCUUCCAGAAAAAAACCAGUGGAGAUUACAGGUGUGGCUUCUGCUACAUGGAUGUGGACUACGUCCCAGCAGGCCUCUACAAUGUCAUCCCCACCACCUUCCUGCCCAAACAGGAAGGACCCUUCUUCUUGGACUUUGCCAGCACCUCGCCCCUCAAGGUGUCCCAGCUCCAGUGAAAACAGAGCUGCAGCGAGGACGGGGGCUGGGAGAGAGGUACUUGCAAGGGCAUCAUGGGAUGUCGCUGAUACUGUACUCUGGAUGUGACGAAGGCCUCGAUUAAACACAUUAAAGACCACAGAAUGUCUCACGGCCUCUCCCCAGCUCCUCUUGCUGAACCCUUUCGCCGGGGAUGGAUUGUAGGCUCGACGAUACCACGCAGUUAUGGUGACGGAAUAAAUUAUUAGUGAGGAAUUAUCAGGAGGAACUUCAGCAUGGAUUGAAAUCCAUCAACUGUGAAGGUGUUAUGGGACAGAGUAAAAUUUAAAGGACAAAGCAAUAUGGCGUUUUUCCAUUACAUGGUACCUGCUCGACUCACCUCGACUAGGGCUGGGCAGUAUAUCGAUGGUGUAUCGAUAUCGCGAUAUGAGACUAGAUAUCCUCUUUGGAUAUAUCGUAAUAUCGUAAGUGUUGUCUUUUCCUGGUUUUAAAGGCUGCAUUACAGGAAAGCAAUGUCAUUUUCUGAACUUAGCAGACUGUUGUUGCUGUUCUAAUAUUUACCUUUACCCACUUAUAUUAUUUCUGGAGAAUAUUUAUCAAAAAUAUCAUCGUGUGAAUAACUUUUUGUUUAAGCGCCAAUAGUCAACAUUACAAUAUCUUCGCAAUAUUGACAUCUAGGUAUUUGGGUCAAGAAUAUCGUGAUAUUUGAUUUUCUGCAUAUCGCCCAGCCCUAACCUCGACUCUACUCGCCUUGUUUUUCCAU
This is a messenger RNA of Etheostoma cragini (Arkansas darter), 3510 nucleotides long. It is a transcript of the gene capn7, whose product is annotated as calpain 7. The record is from RefSeq and is a predicted model, not a curated record. The coding region runs from base 293 to 2767 and encodes 824 amino acids. Gene Ontology annotation, molecular function: calcium-dependent cysteine-type endopeptidase activity. Lineage: Eukaryota; Metazoa; Chordata; Actinopteri; Perciformes; Percidae. The transcript is spliced from 22 exons. Gene Ontology annotation, biological process: proteolysis.